Molecule: messenger RNA, 1347 nt
Organism: Myxocyprinus asiaticus (Chinese sucker)
Lineage: Eukaryota; Metazoa; Chordata; Actinopteri; Cypriniformes; Catostomidae
Product: major histocompatibility complex class I-related gene protein-like
Exons: 7
Coding region: 57-1115 (352 amino acids)
Biological process (GO): immune response
Cellular component (GO): external side of plasma membrane
Source: RefSeq, a predicted model, not a curated record
ACUCACACAGGAGUUGAUCUUAUCAUCAGUAUACAGUUACAUUAAAGGUCAGCAAUAUGAACAAAAUUCUUCAGCUUCUUCUGCUUUCACUUCCAGUAGUUGCUAUAAAUGGUUCUCAUUCUUUGUGGGUGCUUGCAACUUACAUCAAAGGACAAACGCCAUUUCCUGAAUUCAGUUAUGUAGCGAUGUUGGAUGAUGUCAGAGUUAUGUAUUAUAAUGGUGACACAAAGACUCUCAUUCCAAGAGGAAAUACAACCACUGAAGAUAAUGUGUUUGAUUCCAAUCUUCUCAUCACCAUAAGUGACAAUAUACAAGCAUCUUUUUUGACCAAAUGGGCAGUAGCAACUAACAACUUAAAUAAAACUGAAGGUGCUCUUGCCUUUCAAAGACUGGUUUUGUGUGAGCUGAGGGACAGCGGUGAACCGGGACAAAUGAUCACACGGGAUGCUUUCCAAGGCUCUACCACAGAUGAGUUGCGAUAUCUUGACAAGAAGUUUACAUACCAGGGCACCUUAAAUGUCACGGCACAAGUGCUGAAAAUCCAUCUUGACCUCUCCAUGUGGCGUCAUGAAAAUUUAUACCAACCAUUCUGCAUUAAAACUCUCAAAGGUUACCUUAAAAAUAGGAGAAAUCAAGUAAAUAGAAAAGUGAAACCCAGAGUCAGACUCAUCCAGAAAGCAAACACAGAUUCUGGAGGGUCUUGGGUGAGUUGUCUGGCAACAGGAUUUUACCCUCGCCACAUCAACCUGACCCUGUUCAGAAAUGGACAGCCUGUAUCUGAUCAUGAGAUCACUGGAGGAGAUCUGCUGCCCAAUGGUGACGGGACGUACCAGAUGAGGAAGAGUCUGGAGAUCAGUGCAGAGGAACAGAGAGAGAAACACAAAUACACCUGCUCUGCUACACACCUCAGUCUGGACAACAAACUGGACAUCAGUUUGGAGUAUGAUCAUGGGAAACCAUUCAAAUCAGUGAUUCCUUCAGUCGUAACGGUUGUGGCACUGGUGUUGGUCUUUGGGACUCUGGCUGCUGUAUGGAGAAAGCGACAUAAAUCUUCUGCUAAAAGUGAAUACUCCUCUACGUCUACAUCUGAAGAAUGUGUGGACACAGCAUCCUAAACUCAAGUUUGCUACACUGCCACCUUUAGAUUCAUACUGAUAGCUCCAUCAGCCCCCAACUAUGACUGGCUCAUGCUCCAUUUAAGUAAUGUUAAAAGAGGGAACUGUUUAUUAAUUGCAUGUCUUUAUUCUCCAUGAUCUUAUAUCUAUAUUCUCCAUAUUUUUUAAUAUGUUCAGAAUAAGCAACAAGUAUAUGCUUUUUCAUAAGAAAAUAAACUUUCUUAAGAUCAAA